CCAAGCCCCGAUUCACAGCCGCAACUGACGCCAUGAGAGGGUAAGCCGACCUACAUAGCCCCCGCUAGCCUCUCCGCAGCAGCUCCCGCCGCAAUAAUCCGCGGCCUUCUUCCACGCUCCCGUCCGUCCAAGAAAGAUGCGGCCGUCAUGGGAGGAUCUCGGCGUCCUCUGCCGCGGCUUCCUGCUCCUGCUCCUCCCUUUCCCGUCCCAUGGCAAGGACAUGCCCCUGGGCUCCACCCUCACGCCGGGCGGCAACUCGGCGGCGUGGGCGUCGCCGAACUCCACCUUCUCCCUCGCCUUCGCGCCGUCCCCGACAUCCCCGUCGCUCUUCGUCGCCUCGGUCACCUACGCCGGCGGCAUCUCCAUCUGGUCCGCGGGCGCCGGCGCGCCCGUAGACUCGGGGGGCUCGCUCCUCCUCUCCUCCACCGGCGACCUGCAGCUGGUCAACGGCUCCGGCGCCGUGCUCUGGUCGUCCGGCACCGCCGGCCGGGGCAUCUCGGCGGCCGCCCUCCAGGAGAGCGGCAGCCUCGUGCUCAAGAACUCCACGGGCGGCGCCGUGUGGCAGUCCUUCGACCACCCGACGGACACCGUGGUCAUGUCCCAGAACUUCGCGUCCGGCGUGAACCUCACCUCCGGCUCCUACGUCUUCGCCGUCGACCGGGCCACCGGCAACCUCACGCUCAGGUGGGCCAACGCCGGCUCCGCCACCGUCACCUACUUUAACAAGGGCUACAACUCCACCUUCACCGCCAACAGGAUGCUCAGCUCCCCGACGCUCACGAUGCAGACCAACGGCAUCGUCUCCCUCACCGACGGCACGCUCAACGCACCCGUCGUCGUCGCCUACAGCAGCAACUACGGCGAGAGCGGCAACAUGCUGCGCUUCGUGCGCCUCGACUCGGACGGCAACUUCCGCGCCUACAACGCCGGGCGCGGCAGCGGCACGGCCACCGAGCAGUGGUCCGCGGUGGCGGACCAGUGCGAGGUGUUCGGCUACUGCGGCAACAUGGGCGUGUGCGGCUACAACGGCACGUCGCCGGUGUGCGGGUGCCCGUCGCAUCAGCAGACGGAGCAGCGGCAGCAGGGGGCGACGGUCUCCGACGCCGUGGCGGAGGAGGCGCCGGGCGGGGGCGUAGGGGGCGCAGAUCCACCCAUCCCAGGACCGGUGGAGGACAGGGGCUGUUUUGAAUAACGAAACGUUUUUUUCCACUUAAGAAAGAACUGCGGGGUGAUUAACUGAAAACGGAGGGACUGUUUCGUAAAAAUGCCACGACGUUACUUUAUUAUUAGGGAGAGAUAUUCUAUUUAAGGUAGCGUAUUACUCCUAGAUUAGAACCUAAUAACUACCGGGCGAUCUUUUAGCAGCCCAUACCGGACAAGCAUACAGCUGACGACCACUCCUUUUCAGGCCCCAUCUCCAGCACCGCCCGGCAAUAUACAACCCGCCGGCCUCGGACGGACCCGCGUGCUCAUUCAUUUCCUGUGCGCCGCUCAACCAACCCCCCCUCAGACCUCAGAGCAGGUGCUGUGAACCUUCCCGCGGAUCCACCUACGUACCCAGGGAAGAACAUGGUUCUCGUCUUUGGAUCGAGGCGGCGGCGGGAGCAGCCAGCGAGAUGCAUGUCUAAGGCGAUGCAGCCGGGAGCAGCCAGCGAGAUGCAUGGCUAAGGCGAUGCAGCCGGGAGCAGCCAGCGAGAUGCAUGGCUAAGGCAAGGUCUGUGGGGGGGCGGUGCAAGCGUUUUGCACGCGGGAGCACAGGAGCUGCCAUGCCCAACUCGUGUUGCUGCCACCGCCACUAGGGUUUGACCCUGGUAUAUAAACGUGCCUCUGCGUCCCCUGCCCUCCUUCCUUCCCUCCCAUACGAACAGCCGCCGCUGCCGAUUCCAUUCCCCAUCGGAGAAGGGACGAGGCGAUCUGCUACCGGAUCAAGGAGACGAGGCGAUCUGCUACGGGAAGGAGUUUCGGCUUUCCUCCCGAGGAUCGCUGAAGAUGAGGCCUGUGGAUGGCGACCUUCAGCUUACAUUUGGGGCUGAUGGGAAUGUGGUGGCCCGUUUUGUCAAGACUCAAAUUCCCGGUAUUUCAAAUAUCAAUGAAACUCCAAAAUUACAUUCUUCGUAUUGGUCUGGUCAAGUAACUUAAUCCCUUACCUUAGGCCUCUGGACCCCCGAGGUUGAAGUCAAGAGGAUUUUCCUGGACUCAGUCAAUGUGAUUUUGAUCAAGCUGAAUGUACCCCAAUAUGAGGAUAUCAACAUAGGCCAGGGCUGUUAUGUCAUGUUAGGUGGUGCUUCAGUGUCAUGGUUUUCUCAGAUGGUCCGUGCGAAACUUAACCUUGGUGAAGAGCUUGUCCUAACCUUUACUUGCAAUGGGAAGGAAAUUGCUGGAGGUUCCACUCUGUCGGAUGUGUACAAGGAGCACAUUUCAGUGGAUGGCUUCUUGGACAUUCAGUGCACUAUUGGGUUUGCCUGAAUCGCUUAGUGGAAGGUUGAAAAGCAAUGUUCAUCUGUGAUAUGCUAUUAUCCCCUUGAAGGCCUUGUCUUAGCUAUUGGUACGAUUAGAGUAAAGUGCAGGUGCAAUCUGUCUCAUUUUGUGAUCAGAUAUUGUCAUUUUGGUAGAACUGUGUAAUGUCUCUAGUUUUGCGAUCACAUCUCGUUUUGCACCAAGACCAUAUUAUGUUACAAUGAUAUACUCGUAUUGAGCAAGUAUGAGUAUUGUUUGAUCGGUCA
Messenger RNA from Hordeum vulgare subsp. vulgare (domesticated barley), 2723 nucleotides. RefSeq names its product G-type lectin S-receptor-like serine/threonine-protein kinase At1g34300. Gene Ontology annotation, biological process: recognition of pollen. The record is from RefSeq and is a predicted model, not a curated record. NCBI's taxonomy places the organism in Eukaryota, Viridiplantae, Streptophyta, Magnoliopsida, Poales, Poaceae. The coding region runs from base 137 to 1192 and encodes 351 amino acids. The transcript is spliced from 9 exons.